This is a messenger RNA of Pistacia vera, 1110 nucleotides long. RefSeq names its product protein NETWORKED 3A-like. The transcript is spliced from 2 exons. Bases 38 to 922 code for a protein of 294 amino acids. Gene Ontology annotation, molecular function: actin binding. Gene Ontology annotation, cellular component: vacuolar membrane. The record is from RefSeq and is a predicted model, not a curated record. NCBI's taxonomy places the organism in Eukaryota, Viridiplantae, Streptophyta, Magnoliopsida, Sapindales, Anacardiaceae.
UGAAGAAGGUAAGAAGAGUUAGAGAAAGAUAGAAAGGAUGCUGGAGAUGAUCAAGAAGAAGGAAACAUCACACUGGUGGUGGUUUGACAGUCACAAGAGCUCCAACCGUUCUCCAUGGCUCCAAACCACUAUUGCUGAGCUAGAUGAGAAGACAAAGGCAAUGCUGAAAUUGAUUGAAGAAGAUGCAGAUUCCUUUGCCAAACGUGCAGAAAUGUUUUACAAGAAACGGCCAGAGUUAAUUAGCAUGGUUGAAGAUUUUUAUCGGGCCCAUCGGUCAUUAGCAGAGCGGUAUGAUCAAGUGAAGUCUGAAACUGGAACUCGUGUCCUAGCAACAUUUGGAUCUCCAUUCUCUUCAGUCAAGCACAAAUCAGAGAAAUUAUCAAGUGUAAUGGGUCAAACCUACUAUAGCUACUCAGAGACUUCCGAUGCAGAGGACUAUGCUGAAUCUGAAGUUGACAAUCCUGAACAGGAGGCUGAAAUUGAAAUUGAAAAUGAAAUUGAAGAAGUUGAGGAUCCUGAAGUGGAAAAUGACACCCAAGUUGAUAUAGAAAUAAAAGAAGAUGAAGAUUCUGAACAGGAAGAGGAAAUUCAAGUUGUUAAAGAAUUGAAAAAAGAUGUUGUUUCAAGUGAGUUCUGUAAUGAUGAAAUCAAGGUGUUGAGGGAAGAAAUUCAGAGACUUAAAGAGGAGAACAAGAUACAGGAGGAUCAACUAAUGCAGAAGGAUGAAGAGAAGAGAGAAGUGAUUAGACAGCUGAGCAUGACUGUGGGAGUGCUCAAGGAAGAAAAUAUGAAGCUGAGAAAGUAUAUAGCUAGAGACUCCAAGAAAAGCAGCCCCUUUGAGUUCAAGAAAUUGAAGGAUGGAUUUCUAGGAAAGUUAUUUAGUGGGUCUUCAAAGUCUCAGGGUAGUGUUUUGCCUCUCUAGAAUCUCUAGAUAUGGGUUGGAAUUGGAUGCUGGGAAGUAGCCUAAUCUGUAGCACAGUGUUUAUAUAGAAUAUAGCAUGUAAAUGGCUGGAUAUUUUAGCUCAACUUAACAAAGUUAGAUGUAGUGUUACAUUUUGGUAGUUCCAUUGUUUUUGGUUUACGUUGAAGAUGUGUCAUCAUAUUGUAAUA